Messenger RNA from Silurus meridionalis, 3515 nucleotides. RefSeq names its product protein tyrosine phosphatase non-receptor type 4a (gene ptpn4a). Gene Ontology annotation, molecular function: protein tyrosine phosphatase activity; cytoskeletal protein binding. Gene Ontology annotation, biological process: protein dephosphorylation. The record is from RefSeq and is a predicted model, not a curated record. Lineage: Eukaryota; Metazoa; Chordata; Actinopteri; Siluriformes; Siluridae. The coding region runs from base 157 to 2949 and encodes 930 amino acids. Gene Ontology annotation, cellular component: cytoplasmic side of plasma membrane; cytoplasm; cytoskeleton. The transcript has 27 exons.
GUUAGCUAUUAGCUGUCGUAUUAUUUGAUUAAACUGUCCCGUGAGCCAGAAUUCUGGCACCUUCCAAGCUUCCAUGUUGGCGUUAUCCGAACAGAGAGCACUCUGGGGUGUUGGUCAAGAAGAGACACGUCCUGUACAGACUCUGGCUGGAGCGUAAUGAGCUCACGUUUCCGGUUGCCCGCUGGCAGAUCCUACAAUGUCCGGGCGUCGGAGCUGGCACGUGACAGGCAGCACAUUGAAGUGCUCUGCAACAUCAUUUUGUUGGACAACACUGUGCAGCCUUUUAAGGUCAACAAGUACGAUCAAGGACAGGUCCUGCUGGACGUAGUUUUUAAGCACCUGCAGCUGACCGAAAGAGACUAUUUCGGGCUGCACCUGGCCGACGAGUCCUCCGACAGUCCGAGGUGGCUCGAUCCAAACAAACCCAUCAGGAAGCAAUUAAAAAGGGGAUCCCCUCAUCAUCUGAACUUCCGGGUGAAGUUCUUUGUGAGUGACCCCAGCAAACUUCAGGAAGAGUACACACGGUACCAGUAUUUUUUGCAGAUCAAGCAGGACAUACUUAGCGGGAGACUGCCCUGUCCGCAAAACACUGCCGCACUACUAGCCUCUUACGCCGUUCAGUCUGAGCUUGGGGACUACAGGGAGGCGGAGAACCCACCCAGCUACCUGUCAGACUUCCGCUUUAUCCCCAACCAGCCGCAGGGCUUCGAGAAAGAAGUGGCCAAGCAUCACCAGCAACACAGCGGAGCAAACCCGGCCGAGUCCGAGUUGAAUUACCUAAACACGGCUCGCGCGCUGGAGCUCUACGGAGUGGAGCAGCACUAUGCAAGGGAUCAAAGCAACACUGACAUUUUUAUCGGGGUCAUGUCGUCUGGAAUAGGCAUUUACAAGAACAGGGUACGAAUCAACUACUUUCCAUGGCUGAAAAUCGUGAAAAUCUCAUUUAAAUGCAAACAGUUUUUCAUCCAGCUGCGAAAGGAAGCGAACGAGACAAGAGAGACGCUAUUGGGUUUCAACAUGGUCAGCUACAGAUCCUGCAAGAACCUCUGGAAAGCAUGUGUCGAGCAUCACACCUUCUUUCGGCUGGACCAGCCAGUACCUCCUCAGAAGAACUUCUUCUCUCACUACUUCAGCUUGGGAUCCAAGUUCCGCUACUCGGGAAGGACCGAAGCACAGUCUGUGCAGUACGGCAAGGAGAAGGGAAUCAAGGACAGGGUGUUUGCCAGAUCUCCCAGCAAGCCCUUGGCGAGGAAGUUGAUGGGUGUGACCGACUGGGAGACAGUAAGCCGGAACUCUUUGUCUGAGGAGAGGCUGGAGACCAGGAGCUUACCCACUCGCUCUCCUCCUGGCACCCCCAACCAUAGGAACUCUCUGUUUGUGCAAGAGGGGCCCCGGCAGCGCCCGUCUUCCAUGGGACAUUUAGCGGAGCAUGUGAUUCACGCUUCACCCAGUCUGCCUGCUUUCAGCAACCACAAAUCAGCCUCGUCCACGCAAGCCAACAGCAUCAGCCUCGACUCCACACCCUCGCCAGAAGGCGGAGAUGGCCCACCCCCAGCUCUACCGCCCAAGCAAUCCAGGAAGACCCUGAGUCAGCUCAUCCUCUUCCACUCUCAGCAGGAUCUGGACAACCACGUGAACGAGAUGUACGACGUACCCGUUGCGACGGACAAGACAGCGCUCAAUGGCGUCGUUCCUCACGAUAACCUCGUGGUGAUCAAGAUGAAGCCCGACGAAAACGGCAGAUUCGGAUUCAACGUUACGGGGGGCUCUGAUCAGAAGAUGCCGGUUAUCGUGUCUCGGGUGGCUCCAGGAACUUCAGCUGAUCUGUGUGUGCCCCGGCUCAACGAGGGCGAUCAGGUCGUUCUUAUAAACGGCCGCGAUAUCUCUGAGCACACUCACGGCCAGGUGGUCAUGUUCAUCAAGGCCAGCUGUGAAAGCCACUCAGGGGAGCUCAUCCUGCUGGUCAGGCCCAAUGCAAUCUAUGAUGUGGUGGAGGACAAGCUGGAGAUGGAGCCGGAUUUCCAGUACAUCCCGGCCAAAUCGCCCUCGGACCAAUCGGAGCUGGAUCAGGACGCCUGGAGAGACUCCAUGCAGCAGCUGGAAGAAGGCCUGAGCAGCGGAAGCGUGCUCGCUCAGUUUGACCAACUUUACCGUAAAAGACCCGGAAUGACCAUGUCAUGUGCCAAAUUACCUCAGAACAUCUCCAAAAACCGCUACAGAGACAUCUCACCCUACGACGCCACUCGCGUCAUAUUGACGGGCACGGACGACUACAUCAACGCGAAUUACAUCAAUAUGGAAAUUCCAGCUUCUAGUAUCAUCAAUCGGUAUAUCGCCUGCCAAGGGCCCUUGCCCAACACAUGCUCCGACUUCUGGCAGAUGACGUGGGAGCAGGGCUCGUCCAUGGUGGUUAUGCUCACCACUCAGGUGGAGAGAGGCCGGGUGAAAUGUCACCAGUACUGGCCCAAUUCCUCAGGUAGUGCCACGUACGGCGUUUUCCAAAUUUCCUGUCUAACCGAGGAGGGAAACUCCGCAUUCUUGGUUCGAGACAUGACCAUCACUCAUACAGAGACCGAGGAAAUCAGGGAGUUGACUCAGAUCCAGUAUCUGGCGUGGCCUGACCACGGUGUGCCUGACGACUCGACCGACUUCCUGGAUUUUGUUGCUCUGGUGCGGAGUAAAAGAGCCAGGAAAGACGAGCCGGUGGUUGUCCACUGCAGCGCUGGGAUUGGCCGGACAGGAGUGCUUAUCACCAUGGAGACAGCGAUGUGUCUAAUGGAGUGCAGUCAGCCUGUGUAUCCAUUGGACAUCGUGAGAACCAUGAGGGACCAGCGGGCCAUGAUGAUCCAGACCCCUAGCCAGUUCAAGUUCGUGUGCGAGGCCAUUCUGAAGGUGUACGAGGAAAACCCGGCCACGCCGCCGAAGCCCACUGCCCACAGUUCCGACUAACGGGGACGCCAGCUUCCGUCGUCCCGUCGCCGAGCUCCGCCUGCCGAUCCCUGGAACCAGCACCGCCGCAGGGCCUCGAAGAAGUGCGCUAAACAAUACCACCGGUUUAUCGCUGCAGUCUCAGGUCGCUUCCCGUCAAGUUCUUCUGCCGUCACGCGGCGUCUUUAACGAUUUGUAUCGCACGAGAUAAAUCGUCCGGGUCGCAUUCAGAGCGUGAGACGGAUAAGCACUGUGAAGACCCAAAGGGGGACGUAUUGGACGAAAAUCAUUCUCGAGCCAGGAUCGUACGUAGGACAUUUAAAACUAAGCACUAUUGCACUUUACACUGGCAACUGAACAAUUCGCCACUUCGGAAAAAUACACAAAGCUGAAAUUGGUACUCGGACAAUUUAAGUGUUCAGGGAGAUAUAUACAUACACAUAUAUAUGUGUGUGUGAGUGAGUGAAAAUAUAUUGAAAAUUUAAUUGUUGUGGUGCCACAUGUAAGUACAAAAGGGCAGGCCCAUGAGUGUGUGUUGCUUUUAUAUAAAAAAAAUUAAAACUAUAAUAAAAAUUUGUCUCUAUAUA